GACCCCGCUGCUCCCCACAGGAGGGGAGGGGGCUCUGUAGGGGCGGAUCGGGCAGACUGCGGCUGCAAGAGAGAGGAAGGCAGCCCUUGGCAAGCCAUUCAUUCAGCCCCGACGGAACCGACGGCAAGGAGAGCGGCAAGCGGAGAACUCAACCGAUGGGCGGACCGGACUGAAGAGAGAAGGCAGGCAUUCGCCCUUCGGAGCCGCUUGCCUCGCCAUGGGUACCGUCUGACAUUAUUCUCAAUUCAGGAGCUCUCAGGAGUCAACUUCAGUUAAUAUUCCUGUCAAAGAAGUAAAUCUACUUGUGAUCCACCAAUGGAGAACCAGUCCUGGGACUUCUUUGGGACACCCUUGGGCAAUUCUAGCACCAACCAGACUCUUCUAGAAAAAAUGCCCCAGUUGCCUCUGGAGGUGCAGGUAGUAACCAUCUUGCUGGUGCUGCUAAUCUGUGGGGUAGGAAUUGCAGGCAACAUCAUGGUGGUCUUGGUGGUCCUUCGCACCAAGCACAUGGUGACUCCUACCAACUGCUACCUGGUUAGCCUGGCUGUGGCUGACCUGAUUGUGCUGCUUGCGGCAGGACUGCCCAACAUUUCCGAAGUGGUGGCAUCCUGGGUGUACGGCUAUGCUGGUUGCCUGUUCAUUACCUACCUGCAGUACCUGGGCAUUAACAUCUCCGCAUGCUCCAUCACUGCCUUCACUGUGGAGCGCUAUAUCGCCAUUUGCCAUUCCAUCAAAGCACAGCUGCUUUGCACCGUGGCCCGGGCCAAGCGUAUCAUUGCCUGUGUGUGGUUCUUCACUGCUGUGUACUGCCUCAUGUGGUUCUUCCUUGUGGACAUCUCCCAAGCUGUAUUCGCUGAUGGAAUGAAAGUCAGCUGUGGCUACCGUGUCUCUAGGAACCUCUACAUGCCAAUCUACUUCUUGGACUUCACCAUCUUCUAUGUCAUCCCCCUUGUCUUGGCCACUGUCCUUUAUGGCCUCAUUGCACGCAUCCUCUUCAUGAACCCGCUGCCUGCCUCCCCGCAACAUGCAGGCCAGCUGAGCAAACAUAACAACUCCAUUAGCACCUCCAGCUCCAUGAAGCUCUCCUGCCGGGGGAACAAGAGUGCCCUGAGCUCCAGGAAACAGGUGACAAAGAUGCUGGCUGUGGUGGUGAUCCUCUUUGCCCUUUUGUGGAUGCCGUACCGCACCUUGGUGGUGGUCAACUCCUUCAUGGACCCUCCUUACCUGAACAUUUGGUUCGUUCUCUUCUGCAGGCUCUGCAUCUACCUGAACAGUGCCAUUAAUCCCAUCAUUUACAAUGUGAUGUCUCAAAAAUUUAGAGCUGCCUUCAAAAAGCUAUGUAAAUGUGAAAGGAAGAGAACUGAAAGUACCACUCAGUUCAAUGCCCCGGUCUUUUAUAGUACCAUGAAAGACUAUUCCCAUGACAGCUCAGAGCAUGACAUUACAGAACAAGAAGAUCUCAAUGGUUAUCCAUCAGUGGGAAGGAAAAGUAAAUCUUUGAAAUAAACAGGUCAUAUGGCAGUUUCAGAAAUAAAUGGAGAACAUGCUGUAUUUCUAAUGUUACCCUCUGGCCAUCUGGAUCCAAUAUUUGAUUUUGGAUUUCUUUAACAUUAAAUUAGCUUCAGUGGUGGCUAAGAUGUUGUUUCAUGUUUUAGUAGGGGAUUGGCAACUGCUGGGAGUUAAAGAGCAAUAUAGCAGAUCUUGGAAGGCCAUAACCACCAGAAAAAUAUCAAAUUUUGCCCUUGAACAUCCUCUAAACAUGCCACAGUUUUGCCUCGUUUUAGCCUUAGAAGAAACAUUUUUUUUCAGCAGGAAAUGACCCUAAUUUUUUAAAGAUCUCUUCUAGAUUUAAAGUAUCUAAGAGGGAACAAAUGACAACAUUUUCCCAGUGCCUCAAGGAAAAUUGGACAAUGACUCCUCUUUCCUUCUUUCUUUUUCUGGUUCCUCCUUCCCUUAUCCUCUGGAGCCAUGAAACAUCCCUGUAGGUGCAUGCAACCUACCAACAAUUGAAUUUCCUCUCAGCCACAUAAAUAACUCCCAUUAAGUGUUCACCCCUUACGUCAUUACGAUCACGAGGGGUAGAGAAUAUGGCAGCUCUUGCUUGGCUCCACCACCUCCAUUACAUUCUUGUUGGCUGGGCAUCACUGUUCCCCAUGCUAGGAGAUGGGGGCAAGGGCCUAAAUGUUACUGGAAAGGUCAGGUUUGUAGACUUAGGACUCUUUCACAGUGCCCCUAUAUCCCAGGAUUGGAUUCCAGAUAAUCUUCUUAACCCAAAUUUUCUGGCAGUGGAGACUCAUAUAAUCUAUUUUAAAUCAGAUAAUCUGGGAUCAGAUCCUGGGAUAUAUAGCACUAUAGAAGGGACCUUAGGUUCCCACCAUAAUUUAGAACUGGGAUAUAAUAGAUUCUACUAAAAGGUCAAUCUUUUUACUGCUUAUCUAGAUCAAGUGAGGCAAGCAAACCCAGUUUUCAAGAGGUUCAUCCCUUAUGGGCUGGGAAUAGAUGUAUCAGAAGUUUCUUUUUCUGUUCAGUUUUCCUGCACCUGAAACUGUUUUCUGCACAGAAAAACUUGCAUUCUUUUCAGGAUAUUUGAAUAUCAGGAGAAAUUAUGAAAAAUUCUCACAUAUUAUUCUUCCUCGCAGUUGAGUAAAUAGUUCUCCUCCUUUGGGACAAAUAGUUAAGAAUAUUCUUUCCACCCCAUAUCUGCUUCAACUGAUAAUUUCUUCAGCACACACUGAAAGUGUUAUUUUUGGGCCAUGUCUUCAAGAAUAUUCCAGUCAGUUUGCAAGCCCUUUGGGUAGAGCUCUCCCCUUGUUCUUCUACUAGAUAAUUAUGUUAGCUGGAGAUACCACCAGUAUUCAAAAUGGACCCUUCUGAAUGCAAAGUGUGGGCUCUUCCUCUGAGCUAUGGCCAUUCCUAGUGGACUUUGUUGUGAAAAUGAGAAACUAUCCAAAUUUGUGCCAUCAAUCUGGGGUGCAUAUAAUUAUGACAUGUAGCAACUACCUUAAUGAACUAUAUGGAUAAUACAGCGCAACUCACAAGUACUUACCCAGAUGACAACGUGGGAUAUACCACAAACCAUGGCUUAAAUAGCUCAACAGCAAAACUAAAGAUGUUCCCUGACAGCGUUCAAGAUCAGCAUGACUACUAUCCUCAUUGUUGUUUGCUGAACUGCAAUUUGAAUCAUGUUAUGACUCCCCACUGUGAAUUGCCUGGGGAAUACACACCGUUUUGCUUCUGUCCUGCUGUGCAUUGUUUGGUAUUGCUGUGUCUCCAGGGUUGCAAUUGACUGCUAGUCUUUUUGUAUGGGUAACUACACCAUGGGUGGUUAAAUUGGCUCCAUGAUACAUAUCUUGUAAAUAGCUUGUAAAUAUUUGCAAUUGGUGUGGUUUUAGUGUAUGCCUAUAUGCACACAUUGUCUCUUGUUGCAAUGAUGGCAGUAACAUGAACAUUGACAGUACUGUAUUAAAGUGAAGCAUGCUUCUUAUUUGCAAAA
This is a messenger RNA of Anolis sagrei ordinatus, 3493 nucleotides long. Its product is annotated as thyrotropin-releasing hormone receptor-like. Gene Ontology annotation, cellular component: membrane. NCBI's taxonomy places the organism in Eukaryota, Metazoa, Chordata, Lepidosauria, Squamata, Anolidae. The record is from RefSeq and is a predicted model, not a curated record. Gene Ontology annotation, molecular function: thyrotropin-releasing hormone receptor activity. Gene Ontology annotation, biological process: phospholipase C-activating G protein-coupled receptor signaling pathway.